This is a messenger RNA of Dermochelys coriacea (leatherback sea turtle), 5246 nucleotides long. It is a transcript of the gene MAP7D3, whose product is annotated as MAP7 domain containing 3. Gene Ontology annotation, biological process: microtubule cytoskeleton organization. The transcript is spliced from 22 exons. NCBI's taxonomy places the organism in Eukaryota, Metazoa, Chordata, Testudines, Dermochelyidae. The record is from RefSeq and is a predicted model, not a curated record. Bases 1262 to 3787 code for a protein of 841 amino acids. Gene Ontology annotation, cellular component: microtubule cytoskeleton.
UUCUUUUCCCGCCUGGGGCGUGGCUUAGCGCAGUAUUUCCUCAAGGGCGGGGCCUGGGAAGGUUCUAGAAGGGUCCCAGACCAGUUCAGGGCGGGAUUCGUGGGCGCCUAGCCUAGGCAAACGUAUAUUUCUUAGGGGGAGCCCACCUCACCUCAUGGCAGUGCCCCUUUCCCCGCCACCCCCCUAGCAGGAUAUUGUGGUGCUGCUUGGGUCAUGAGGCAGGGCGGCCAGGCCGAACCCCGGCAGCAUGGGGAUCUGCACUGGACAGUGAGGCUUGGAGCAGGGAGCCAGGCCCAGGCCUGCGGGACAGGCCCUCGCUGCGGGGCAAAUGUGGGGGGCAAGAGCUGUCCAGCCCCCUGGCUCCCCAGGGCUUCCCUGUCAGGCGGGAGCAGGGCAGAGAGUGUGAAUGUGUAAUGGUGGGGUGUAAAACAAGGUACAGUGCAGCUGGUGGGUUGCCUUAGUAAAAGAUGGGGGAACCACUGACUUGGUGGCUUGCUCUAUUCAGCUUUGGGAAAGGGAUCCUUGUACCUGCUCAGGGCAGACAAGCCCUUCCUCUCAUGCCAGAGGCCCCUCGCCACAGUCUGUCCUGGUCCUCUUUGUUCUGCGUGGGGUCUACUCACUAGAGUCUGCCCUGCCACAGGGCCCUUCAGCACAGGCCAUCUCCUUUGCCACUCUCGGCCCCCAUUGCUGCAGUUUAUGUCCUAAUCCCUUUUGGGCCGUCAUUUUAGCCUGGCUGUGCUGUCACAUAUGUCCCCCUCAGGCAUGCCCAGUCGUGAUAUCUUGGGGUUCUUGAGAUGCCAUCAUGCUGCUGCCAUUGCUCUUGUGCUAUGAUGCUAACUGUUUAUCUUGUCCACUGUGCACUUUGGCAGCAUGACUUGCAAAGUUUUUCUGAAUAAUAGCAGCAGAACACUGCCGUGUUAAUGAUUCCUCCACUGGAAUCUCUCCAGUCAUGCAAUAGAAGCAUAUGCUGAUGGGCAAUAGACUUGUGCAGCUGGUUUAGCUCAAAGGAUGACCGAUAAUCCCAUCAAAAUCAAGACUGGCCUUCACAUGUCUCUCAUUCACACCUUCCUAAUGUUCAUUUCAAAGGGUAGUGGAGGCCAUCUCAAUGCUCACUAAGUAUGACUUCCAGCAAAAUACAAUUUGCUCUCUAAAAGCUAAUCUGGAACUAAGAGGUCUCCCACAAGUCCAGUGAUGACUUGGUGUAGUGCCAUCAGUGUCUUCUGGAGCUGAUUCAUGGAGUACUUACCAGCAACACUCCAAAAUGGUUGCUGCAGCCCAAGCAAUAGCAGAAGAACGAAGAAACCAAAGUGGUAUUAGCCCUGUUCCAGUCCAAACUGCGAUAAACAUAAAGACAGCCACUAAACCAGUGAUAGAUGGCUCCAUUCUGAGAACAGAAGAAAGACAAAGACUAGCCCGGGAGCGAAGAGAAGAGCGGGAAAAGCAAAAUGCUGCCAAAGAAACACAAAUAUUUGAAAAGGAAAAAAAAGCAAAACUCCAGUAUGAAAAACAGAUGGAAGAAAAGCAGAGAAAAUUGAAAGAACAGAAACAGAAAGAAGAACAAAGAAGAGCUGCAGUAGAAGAAAAAAGAAAGCAAAAAAUAGAGGCGGAAAAGGAGCGAUAUGAAGCAGUUGUGCAUCGUACCUUGGAGCGGAGCCAACGUCUGGAAACACGACAGAAAAGGUGGUCAUGGGGAGGGUCUGUAACUUCAAAUUCAGACAGCAAGACUGAGCCACAGACUGCAGAUGAAGGUGGAGCUGCCAACAAACGUUCCACAUCAACAGCAAACCUCAAACAAACAGAAGCUGUCAUCAACAAACGUUUGUCAUCUUCUGCAGCGCUUCUAAACUCUCCUGAUCGGAGUACCACAAAGAGAAGUGCUUCAUUAAACAGACUGAGUAACAAAGUUUCUCUGCAGUCUGAGCAGCCACCACCAAAAGGUUCACAGGUGGAACAGAAAGGAGGAACAGAAAAGAAGAGGAGCACGUCUUUGAAUAGAAUAAGUAGUAAACCUCAUUCUUCUCCUGAACUGGAGAAAGUGAAAAAGGAAGAAAGACCAGCUCGUCGCGCGCAAAUCAGUCCCUUGGAGAGUAAUGUAAUCAGUCGCCUCCUCACCCCCACACAGGCCUCCUUAGCUAGAAGUAAAAGUGCUGCUACAUUAUCAGCUGAUGGACCAGAUCCCUCAGAAUCUCACCUCUGUCCUCGUUCAGCUUCAGCCAGUUCCAUCAGUUCUCCAAUCCAAACUCCUAAAGUGCCUGUGCGCAGCCGUAGCAUUGACAGAUUGAAGACCACUGUAUCUUCAUCUGACACCAGCUCUCCAGAAUCCGCACAGAAAUCAGAGACAGAAAAGCAGUCCCCGAGUCCUACUGGGAGGCGCCCUCCAUCGCCAUCUGUAUCAGCUCGUAGAAGAUCUCCAUCCCCUGCUAAUUUGGCAAAACGUCCGUCAUCUCCCUCUACAGCUAGACAAAAUCAAAAGGCCCGUCCACCUUCACCUAGUGUAUUGAAACAAAGGCCAUCAUCCCCCACUACAGUCUCCAAACCAGCACCUAUUCAACGCCUGCCUCUCACACCAAGUGUUAUGAAUAUUACCAAAAAGAAACCUGAAAUGGAGUGCAAACCAAAGGACAAGUGUGAAGAAGGAGCAGGACAAGAGCAUGGCAUUUCUCCAAUCUCUGAGAGGGAAACUGUCGCAAUUGCUGCAAAGACCAAAGAAGAAUCUAGUAGCAAAACUAUUCCAGGAACCACAACAGCCGAAGAAGCCGCUAAAAUCUUAGCAGAGAAACGACGUCUUGCCCGGGAGCAAAGAGAGCGUGAAGACCAGGAAAGAAUUCAGAGAGAAGAGGAGGAAAGGAGCAGAGAAGAAGAAAUGGUAAAGAAAAUGAUGGAAGAUAAAGUACAAAGAGAGGAGGCGCUCCAGAGACUGGAGGAAGAAAAAAGACUUGAUGAUGAAGAACAGCAAAGACAAGCUGAAGAGAGAGUUCGCAAAGAACAGGAGGAGCAGGAAAAACUAAGAGAGGAAGCUGAAGCAAAAGCCCAAGAAGAAGCUGAAAGACAACGGCAGGAGCGAGAGAGAAUUAUGCAGCAAAAUAUGCAGGAGAGACUUGAAAGGAAAAAGAGAAUUGAAGAAAUAAUGAAAAGAACUCGGAAGUCAGAUCAGAAUGAAGCCAAGAAUGAAGAGAAGUCUGCUAAUGAGGGGGAAGAGGAAGAGGAUGCUGAAGAGGAGGGAGAGUUGGGCCUUGAAAAAACAUAUCAACCAGCUCUCUGUCUUUCAGAAAAGAUAAAUGAUGUUGAUCUGUCUCAAGAAAUCAAGAUGCAGACACAAUGUAGUUCUGAGUUUGCAUGUGGUUUGACUUCUACAGAAUCUUCAAUGCAAGAUAUGUCAAAAAUGGAGGCUGAUGAAGUACUUAUGAAUGGAGAUGAGCAAGACAUUUAUCAGAAGACGACUAAUGAGGGGUCUUUGCAUGUUAUGCAGCUAAAGGGUUACAGUCCUUCAGCAAAAGAAAUGGUUAUCCAGAAUUCAGAAAUAUUGCACGUUAAUGAAGCUGAUCAUACGAUUGGACUUGUACAAAAUCUCAAUGGAAAAUCUAAUGCAUGGACUUUUGAAGAAAUUAUUGAUCUUGGAGUACAUUCCAAGUCAACCAAACUGAGUUCAGACAGCAUCACUGCUGAUAACUGUAAUGAAAAUUUGAAUGAUGCUGCUAUAGUUCCCUCUAGUCCGAAAUUAGCAUUUGAGGAUGAUGGCAUGGUGAAUUCCUUGACCAAACCUAUAGAGACUGCAUCAGAACUGUGAACACUAGAGUCCUGGAAAUAACCUGAUUGCACUUCAGUAAUCCAGUGUUUUAUCAAGUACCGAAGGCCUUGUUUUGAAAAGCUGCUUGUUAACCUUUACCUGUCUUCAAGCUUGCAAAAAAGACCAGCAGGGAAGGGAUAAUAAACUUCUAAAUUUGCACCUUGAAAACUUUCAGGGAGACUUCCUUGCUAUUGUUCCUUUUCCAUUUGUUUAGCGGACUGUUUGACAAGCUUUCCUUGUUAAAUAUCACUUGUUCUCCUUUUACAAAAUCUCCACUAACCUGUCUCCGGGUCCUUUUAUUUUCAUAUUAGUGAGAUGUACCAUCCCCUUGUGCCAUUGGAAAUUUACCAGCUGGCCACUGACAAAUAUUUUUGCAUGUUUCUGAAGUGGCAGUUUGCAAAUUUAAAAAAAAAUUAUGCAUUCUAUGCAUAUAAAAACCAAAUCCCAUUUGUUUUAUUUUCCUGUAACAUCUCUGUACAGUUGGUGAUAUUAAUAGGAUAUUUAAGAAAAGCUAAAUUGGUCAGUUAUCUCUUUGAUCCAACACUGGGUUAAGAAACUGUUUUGGAUUAUUUCUAAUAUGAAAAUAUUAGUAGCUUCAAAAUACAGAAUUGUACAAUCAUUAAUACAUUUUAAUGUUACUGGAACAUCCUAAAAUUUUUACAAUAUACACGAGUAUAUAUGCACUAAUAUACUGCGGAAAUGUUGAGUACCUAAACGUGUUUGUUAUAGUGCAGUUUAACAUUUGUCAUGCUUUUUAAAAUGUUUUCAUUUGAAUUACAUAUUUAAAUUUAUCUACACUCAUGUAAGUAUUAUUGUGUACAUAACAGUAUUAGGCCAUUCAAGUCCUGUUUUUGUUCAUGUUAAUUAUUCUACAUGUUCCUGUGCUAGCUUUAUAACAAUGACUGCAAAUAGCAUAUGUAUUCCCUUUCCUAAAGGCUGCAUUAUUUACUUGCUUUUUACAGCAUGAAGAGAUUAACUGAGUAUCUUUUGCAAAUGGCUGCUACAAAAAGUGUAAGUGCAGUCCUGUUCUUAUGCCUUUGUAAGAGAUACGGGAUAAUGAUUUCUUUAAAGAAUUGCUGUAUCAAACCCUGCUUAAAUCUUAGCUGACACUUCAGUACCAAUUAAUCAUCUGAAUGGCAGCUGCGUUUUCAGUGUUAAAAUGCAAAUGUUCUUGCUGGAACUAAAUGUGUUCCUAUCUCAACACCACAGUUAAAACAGGAAACCCUCAUCCUUCCUACUUUCUCAACCCGUUGCUAUUCCAAUUAUAGUUUUAGACUUAGAGCAGUGCCUUAGGUAAAAAGAAAAAAUGUAUUUUUGUAUAAUAGCUGUUUCUGGCAGAGACAAUCAUUCUAACAAACAAGAUGCUGAUAUUUUUUUCUGUGCAGAUGUUAUUUGUUGAAUGCUCUGUUACAGCUGUAUGUAAAUAUGUGUGCGCUGUUAAAUAAACUUUGCAGUUGAA